AUGGUUAAACAGGAACUGCAGUACAGAGGAGCCACGCCUCCCGUCUCAGCACCUGGUAUUAUACGGACAGUUGCCUCAGCAGUAAGGAUUUCGGUGGGGAUUGGAGGAAAAAUGACGGGGGAGAAGAAAAGAAUGUGACAACUGCCGAGUCUCUGGCUGCUGCCUUGGGGAGGCCUCGCGCACCUGUCCCUCUCCGUCUCGUGGCCAGCGCAGUUGAAUCAGACAAGCGUAGAGAAGCGCUCAUAUUUGCUAACGAGACCACAGAGGCGUGCACGGAAAAAAAGAACAUGACUUCCUCGUACAAUCUGGAUUUUCUCCCUGAUAUGAUGGUCGAGAGCCGUUUGCUGGUUUCCGGCGACAGAAUUAAUGGCACGGCCAGCAAGAUGAAUGGGGCCCUGGAGCAUUCGGACCAGCCGGACCCGGACGCCAUCAAGAUGUUCGUGGGCCAGAUCCCGCGGUCCUGGUCGGAGAAGGAGCUGAAGGAGCUGUUUGAGCCGUAUGGCGCCGUGUACCAGAUCAACAUCCUCCGCGACCGCAGCCAGAACCCACCGCAGAGCAAAGGGUGCUGUUUUGUAACAUUUUAUACAAGAAAAGCAGCUCUGGAGGCCCAGAAUGCACUGCACAACAUAAAGACCUUAUCUGGGAUGCAUCAUCCCAUUCAGAUGAAGCCUGCAGACAGUGAGAAAUCAAACGCGGUCGAAGACAGAAAAUUGUUCAUAGGAAUGGUCUCAAAGAAGUGUAACGAGAACGACAUCCGAGUGAUGUUCUCCGCGUUCGGGCAGAUCGAGGAGUGCCGGAUUCUCCGAGGACCAGACGGGCUGAGCAGAGGCUGUGCAUUUGUCACGUUUUCUACCAGGGCUAUGGCACAGAAUGCAAUCAAAGCCAUGCACCAGUCACAGACCAUGGAGGGCUGCUCGUCGCCCAUCGUGGUGAAGUUCGCCGACACGCAGAAGGACAAGGAGCAGCGGCGCCUGCAGCAGCAGCUGGCCCAGCAGAUGCAGCAGCUCAACAGCGCCACCACCUGGGGCAACCUGACGGGACUGGGCGGCCUGACCCCGCAGUAUCUGGCAGUAAGAAGCCCCGCCGCCGCCGCGUCGCCCGCUGCCAACCCAGCCGCCGCAGCAGCCGCAUUGCUCCAGCAGGCCACCUCCUCCAGUAACCUGGGCGCCUUCAGCGGUAUUCAACAGAUGGCAGGUGUGAGCGCUCUUCAGUUACAGAACCUGGCGGCCAUAGCAGCGGCGGCCGCGGCCGCGCAGAGCUCAGCCAGCCCCUCCAAUGCAAACCCCCUGUCGUCCAGCGGCGGCGCCCUGGGAGCGCUGGCCAGCCCAGCCGGUACGACGGCCAGCUCCAACGCCGGGGCGGCCAUGAACUCGCUGACCUCGCUGGGCACCCUGCAGGGCCUCGCCGGCGCCACCGUGGGGCUCAACAACAUUAAUGCACUAGCAGGUAGCGUCAACAUUGCUCAAAUGCUCUCAGGUAUGGCGGCCCUGAACGGGGGACUCGGCGCGGCAGGGCUGACCAACGGCACGGCGGGCACCAUGGACGCCCUGACCCAGGCUUACUCAGGGAUCCAGCAGUACGCCGCCGCCGCCCUACCCACCCUCUACAGCCAAUCACUGCUGCAGCAGCAGAGUGCCGCCGGCAGCCAGAAGGAAGGCCCAGAGGGCGCCAACCUCUUCAUCUACCACCUGCCGCAAGAGUUCGGUGACCAGGACAUCCUGCAGAUGUUCAUGCCUUUCGGAAACGUGGUCUCCGCCAAAGUCUUCAUCGACAAACAGACCAAUCUGAGCAAGUGCUUCGGUUUCGUCAGCUAUGACAAUCCGGUUUCAGCGCAGGCCGCCAUCCAGGCGAUGAACGGAUUCCAGAUCGGCAUGAAGAGACUGAAGGUGCAGCUUAAGCGCUCCAAGAACGACAGCAAACCGUACUGAUCUUAGCACUAGGGCAUUACUGCUCUCACGUUAGCACUGCGAGGAACAUCUCCAUGCCUGUUAGCCCAUCGUUUGCCUAGCAUGUCUCCGUGGCGUCCAAAAAAAAAAAAAAAAAAAAAAACACAAAACGUCUCAUCGUCCCGUCAUUGUUUCUGAUGUCUUUCUGAGCUCACCUGAUCAUAACCUGGUCUCCUCCUACUGACCUUUGAACCUAGCUUGAACCUUUUUGGAAUUUUUUGCAUGUGACCUCAUUUUGAGCUUUUGAUUGGGAGGAAGGUGGGGAGGGAAAGGGGAAAAAAGCGAGUCAAAUGUGAAAGCUUAGCUGCAAUUCAUAACAAGAGACUGAAAACCUUUAGAAACAAAAAAAAGCAGAAAACUAGUUUUAAAAA
This is a messenger RNA of Megalops cyprinoides (Indo-Pacific tarpon), 2317 nucleotides long. It is a transcript of the gene celf2, whose product is annotated as cugbp, Elav-like family member 2. Bases 288 to 1928 code for a protein of 546 amino acids. Gene Ontology annotation, cellular component: cytoplasm; nucleus; ribonucleoprotein complex. The record is from RefSeq and is a predicted model, not a curated record. The transcript is spliced from 14 exons. Lineage: Eukaryota; Metazoa; Chordata; Actinopteri; Elopiformes; Megalopidae. Gene Ontology annotation, molecular function: mRNA 3'-UTR binding. Gene Ontology annotation, biological process: mRNA splice site recognition; regulation of alternative mRNA splicing, via spliceosome.